This is a messenger RNA of Ceratotherium simum simum (southern white rhinoceros), 1720 nucleotides long. The record is from RefSeq and is a predicted model, not a curated record. Lineage: Eukaryota; Metazoa; Chordata; Mammalia; Perissodactyla; Rhinocerotidae.
CCGAGCUUCAAAGCGCAGCCAGUGACAGUCAUCUGUCUGGACGCGCUGGGUGGAUGCGGGGGGCUCUUGGGAACUGGGUUGGAGCCGAGCUAGCGCUAGCCAGGCGCAAGCGCGCACAGACUGCAGCCACCCGAGGACCUCCCCCGCCCAGGCCACCCGGGGACCCCCGCACAGAAUCGCUUCUGGAUCCCUGGCAGUCGGCGGGAGAUGACGACGAUGACGAAGAGGAAGAUGAAGAGGAAGAAAUUGACGUGGUGACCGUGGAGAAGCGGCGGUCCUCCUCCAACAGCAAGGCUGUCACCACCUUCACCAUCACCGUGCGUCCCAAGAGCGCAGCCCUGGGCCCGGGGAGGGCCGCCUCCGGGGAGCUGAUCCUCAAGCGCUGUGUCCCCAUCCACCAGCAGCACAACUAUGCCGCCCCCUCGCCCUACGUGGAGAGCGAGGAUGCACCGCCCCAGAAGAAGAUCAAGAGUGAGGCGUCCCCGCGUCCCUUCAAGAGUGUCAUCCCCCCAAAGGCUAAGAGCUUGAGCCCCCGCAACUCUGACUCGGAGGACAGCGAGCGCCGCCGGAACCACAAUAUCCUGGAGCGCCAGCGCCGCAACGACCUGCGGUCCAGCUUCCUCACGCUCAGGGACCACGUGCCAGAGCUGGUGAAGAACGAGAAGGCCGCCAAGGUGGUCAUUUUGAAAAAGGCCACCGAGUACGUCCACUCCCUUCAGGCCGAGGAGCACCAGCUUUUGCUGGAGAAGGAGAAGUUGCAGGCAAGACAGCAGCAGUUGCUAAAGAAAAUUGAACACACUCGGACUUGCUAAAUGUUUCUCAAAACUGGACAGUCACUGCCACUUUGCACAUUUUGAUUUUUUUUUUUUUUUUUUUAAACAAACCUUGUGUUGACGUUAAGAAUGUUGGUUUACUUUCACAUCGGUCCCCGUCGAGUUUGGAUCUGGGUGGGGAGCAGGACAUGUGGGUUCCACCAGGACCUCAGGAGAGGGCCUGCGUGAUGGGAUGCUGGGUGGCCCUUAGAGUUUCCUCCAUGUCACCUUCGAGCCGGCCGUCGAAGUUCGUGACAGUUGGGAGCCUCGGGGGCUGUUGAAGUCACCUUGUUUGUUCCAAGUUUCCAGACAACAGAAAGUCAUUCCUUCUUUUUAAAAUGGUGCUUAAGUUCCAGCAGAUGCCACGUGAGGGGUUUGCCGUUUGAUACCCCUGGGGAACAUUUCUGUAAAUACCAUUGACACACCUGCCUUUGUAUACGUCCUGGGUAAUGAGAGGUGGCUUUUGCGGCCAGUAUUAGACUGGAAGUUCAUACCUAAGUACUGUAAUACCUCAAUGUUUGAGGAGCAUGUUUUGUAUACAAAUAUAUUGUUAAUCUCUGUUAUGUACUGUACUAAUUCUUACACUGCCUGUAUACUUUAGUAUGAUGCUGAUACAUAACUAAAUUUGAUACUUAUAUUUUCGUAUGAAAAUGAGUUGUGAAAGUUUUGAGUAGAUAUUACUUUAUCACUUUUUGAACUAAGAAACUUUUGUAAAGAAAUUUACUAUAUAUAUAUGCCUUUUUCCUAGCCUGUUUCUUCCUGUUAAUGUAUUUGUUCAUGUUUGGUGCAUAGAACUGGGUAAAUGCAAAGUUCUGUGUUUAAUUUCUUCAAAAUGUAUAUAUUUAGUGCUGCAUCUUAUAGCACUUUGAAAUACCUCAUGUUUAUGAAAAUAAAUAGCAAUUAAAUGA